AUGGCUAUGGCGGAGAUGGCAAUGAAGUCUUCUGUAACUGCGAAACUCACUAUUCCUUCUUCUUCUUCUUCGUCUUGUAAGAAGAGAGUGAAGCAAAUCUCUAUCGCACUUCCAACAUCAACCUCGAUCUCUCUGUUAUCUCUCUUCGCAUCUCCUCCUCAUGAAGCCAUAGCUGCUGUUUCCAUUCCCAAGGACCAGAUCGUCUCCUCUAUCACUGAAGUGGAGAAAACAAUCAACCAAGUUCAAGAAACUGGUUCGAGUGUUUUCGACGCAACGCAGCGUGUUUUCCAAGUGGUAGGAGAUGCUCUUAAACCAGCCUUUGACACUGCUUUGCCCAUCGCAAAGCAAGCCGGUGAAGAGGCUUUAAAGCUUGCUUCUCCUGCUUUCUCAGAGGCUUCAAAGAAAGCUAAAGAAGCAAUGCAAAGCUCUGGUAUUGAUGCAGAGCCUGUCUUUAAUGCUGCAAAGACAGUAACAGAUGUGGCGCAACAAACAACAAAGGCGAUUGAAGAUGCUAAGCCGAUUGCUUCAUCGACCAUGGAGACGAUUUCUUCUGCUGAUCCUAGUGUCAUUGUUGUUGCUGCUGGAGCAGCGUUUCUUGCUUACCUUCUCCUUCCUCCUGUUUGGUCUCUCGUAUCUUUUAACUUCCGUGGUUACAAAGGUGAUCUCUCACCGGCUCAAACUCUUGAUCUUCUCUGCACCAAGAACUACUUAAUGGUGGAUAUAAGAUCAGAGAAAGAAAAGGAAAAAUCUGGGAUUCCUCGUCUCCCUUCAAGUGCUAAGAACCGUAUGAUCGCUAUUCCAUUAGAAGAACUACCGAACAAAGUAAAAGGAAUCGUGAGGAACUCGAAACGAGUUGAAGCAGAAAUAGCAGCAUUAAAGAUUUCUUACCUCAAGAAAAUCAACAAAGGCUCCAAUAUCAUCAUCAUGGACUCGUACUCGGAUUCAGCUAAAAUAGUGGCGAAAACGUUGAAGGUUCUCGGGUAUAAGAAUUGCUGGAUUGUGACGGAUGGAUUCUCCGGUGGCAGAGGAUGGUUGCAGAGCCGGUUAGGCACUGAUUCUUACAACUUCUCGUUCGCUCAGGUCUUGUCUCCAUCGCGGAUUAUCCCGGCAGCUAGUAGAAGCUUCGGUACUAGAUCCGGAACCAAGUUCCUUCCUAGCUCCGACUGA
Messenger RNA from Thlaspi arvense, 1167 nucleotides. Lineage: Eukaryota; Viridiplantae; Streptophyta; Magnoliopsida; Brassicales; Brassicaceae. The record is from the annotation of a GenBank genome assembly.